Molecule: messenger RNA, 1084 nt
Organism: Thlaspi arvense
Lineage: Eukaryota; Viridiplantae; Streptophyta; Magnoliopsida; Brassicales; Brassicaceae
Source: the annotation of a GenBank genome assembly
CCACAAAACAAAUACUUAUUAAAAGCAAAAACAACCAAAAGAGAGAGAUCGAUAAUGGCACCACUACACGGGUCUUUUUCUGGGGAGGUUGUCAUUGGAGCUCCGGCAGACAAAUUCCUCGACAAAUUUACCAGCACCGGCAGUCUACCUCCAUGCAUGUUUGAACUUAAAUACAUCGAGGAGAUGAAGCUGAAGUUCGAGUCGAAGGAUUUGGAGAAAAGAACGGUGAAGAUAACCAUACAUGGGAGCCUAACCUCGGGAAAAUACAAGACGGUCGAAGCAACCUUCACCGUCACUCCUAGGGAAGACAGGAACGGUAGCCGCGUGGCGUGGACCGUUGAGUUCGAGAAGAUUCACCAAGACAUCGAAGAUCCACUGUGGCUCAUCGACAAUCUUGACGUGUACUUCAAGCAGCUCGAUCACGGAUUUUAUCUCGAGUUCGUAACCAUUAAAAAAAAGAUCGACUCCAUUGACGUUAAGUCUCCGGCGGAUGAAUGCUUUAAGAAUCUCAUCGAAGCGCUUGAAGAUUAUGAUCCAAAAGAUACGUUGGAGAUCGAGGCUGUGGAUCGGGAGAAGAGAACAGCUGCGAUGAGAAUGAGGAGCUCUCAUAUCUUGAUGAAGAAGCUCAAGACGCUCAAAGUAGCCAUGACCGUUACUCCUAAGAAAGACAAUGGCGGUAGCCACAUCAAAUGGACCAUCGAGUCUGAGAAGAUUUCCGAUAAAAUCAUCGAUCCGGACUUAUCCCUCGACACAGCUGUUUAUAUCCGCGACAUGAUCCAGAUGCACCUUCGUAAAAUCCCAAGAUUCAACUAAAUAAGUUUAUUGCAGUACGUAUAUGCAUAUAGAACCGUCUAAAUAAAGUGGCACGUAUAUCUAUUUAUAUAUCUAUGUUUAUUGCAAGUAUAUGCAUGCAUCUGUUCUAAAGCUUGGUAUUUGGGGAUGUAUGGAUCUCGUUAAGAUAUAUAUGAAUGAUUUUAUCGAUUAAUAUAUGUUAUUGUUGGACCGGUGAUGAUUAUAAUAUGUCACAAAAAGAAAUUAAUUAUAAUAACGAAUAUCUCCAUUACAAAAAGAAACGACAAAUCUA